Coffea eugenioides is the source of this 3330-nucleotide messenger RNA. RefSeq names its product late blight resistance protein R1-A-like. Lineage: Eukaryota; Viridiplantae; Streptophyta; Magnoliopsida; Gentianales; Rubiaceae. Gene Ontology annotation, biological process: defense response to other organism. The record is from RefSeq and is a predicted model, not a curated record. Gene Ontology annotation, molecular function: ADP binding. The coding region runs from base 1 to 3330 and encodes 1109 amino acids. The transcript has a single exon.
AUGGAAGAUGUAUUCAGGGAUCUCGACUUCCCAGCAGCAGCAGCAGCAGGAGCAAGUGGUGAUGAUGUAAAUAUUAUCAAUGAUUUCGUGACUCGUGUUGCAUCUGUGGUGGUACGCAUUGCAAUCCACGCUUUUAAGUACCAGAUUUACUGCAGAAAAACGAACGACCGAAUCAAAGAGGAAGAAAGGAUUAAGCUAAUGAAACCUCUAGUGGAUUUGCAACAUGAGAUCGAUCCUACUAAUCCCAGAUUCAUGGAGUUCCAUCUCCAUUUCCUUGUAUCUCUCCAUAAAAUUGGAGGAGUUAAGCCCGAUUUUUGCUUUCGUUAUUGCAAUUACGUUGCCCCUAGAGUGAGGGUCGGAGAUCUUGGAGGCAACUAUUAUCUAGUGAUCCAUGAGCUGUUAAAGCUUUUAGUCUUCACCAAACUGGAGGAGAAGGAGGACGAUCAGACGAUGCCAAUUUUCUUUGCAGAAUUUCAUACGGUGCUCAUGGAGACGGGAUCUCUCAAACUGAGGCGGCAAAAUGUUGAGCCUAGACUUUCCGAGCUGCGAAUAAAUGUUGGUCUUCUCCAGACGGAGCUUUUCCACAAGGGGAUGCUUCACCGUAACAUUCAAGGGAGCACUUUCCAAAUUAAAGAUCUACUCAAUCGUGCUAAAGAUGAUGUUUAUUGGAUGACAAAAGAAUUGAUAAAAUGUUUGGAAAAACAUCCGCAUGGAAAGGCAGAAUAUGAGGCAGAAUAUGGGAAUAAGACUGCGGCUCUCAUUCAACAAAUGGACCACAAGGUAGCAUCUCUCCAUCAGUUAUUUGAGGCCAAGAAGAUAACAGAACCCACGGUGAGGAACUCAAUUCUCCUAUUGCUUCUUAACAUUGUUGCUUUCAAAGCAGAAGCAUUAUUUAAGAAGUUAUCACUUGAGAAUAGUAGGGCAGCAAAUUCCAUGGCUUAUCGAACAGAUCAAAUUGCACUACUCGCGCGGUUUAAUCUUUUCACACUUCUCUGCAACCAGCUAAAGAAGGAGACACAGGACAUGGACGUGAUCUUCCCACAAACUGAAACUUUUGAUGCAGGGAUGACAGGACCCAUCAUCAAUAUGAUCACGUCAUCUUCACAGCUGCUAGACAAGCAGAAUCAUAUCAGGACUGAGCUUAGAGAGCUAAGUCCCCAAUUUCCAUUUUCUGAUAUUCCCAAGACUUGCAUGCCAGGGUUCAUUGAUUUCCUCGUCAGAAACCUAAAGGAGCUGCUGAAAUAUGAUCCUGCAUCAAUUGAACAAGUCAGGAAUUACAUAAAAGAGAUUCAUCUACAUUUCGAGUCAUUGGGUUCCUUUCUCAUGAAAGUUUCGGAGUCGGGUAUUGAGGACAAUCCAGAAAUGAAAGAUCUUGUUGUUUAUGUUGCCAAUAUGGCAUAUAAAAUUGAAUAUGUUAUUGACUCAAUUGAGGUUGAUGCUCAAUGGCAGCACUUCUUUUUGGUUUAUGAUCUGCUAGAGGAGUUAAGGAUUGUUAAUAAGCAAGCCUCUAAUAUUCAGUUGACAACCUCAGAUGCCAGAGUCCUAAGUAGCAAACACAUCAUCCAGGUUCCACCCAACAUGAUAUCACGGGCAGCAAGCAAUGAAAUGGUGGUCGAUCUGAGAGAUGAAGAACAAUAUGCGAUUGAUCUGCUCAUCAAAGGAUCCCCACGGCGUGGCAUUGUUUCCAUUAUUGGAAUGCCUGGUAUUGGCAAGACAACUCUGGCUUGGAAAGUGUUUAACCAUCCAUAUGUUAUGGAUCACUUUCAUUGUCAUGCAUGGUGUACUGUUUCACACAUAUAUGAGAAAAGAGAACUGUUGCUGGAGAUUUUACGUGGCAUUCUCGGGCUUACGGAUGAAAUUCGUCUAAUGACUAACGAAGAUCUCCAAUUAAAAUUGCAUCAGUGCUUACUAAGAAACAGGUUUCUCAUUGUUAUGGAUGACGUGUGGGAUGCUGGAGUUUGGAAUGAGUUAAGAAAUUCACUCCCAGAGGACGCUAAUGGAACCAGAAUUUUGAUUACGAGCCGCCUUCGUGAUGUGGCCUUACAAAUUGAACCAGAUAGUGAUCCUCAUUCUCUACGCUUACUUUCUGAAGAUGAAAGUUGGAACUUGUUAGUAGGGAAAGUAUUCCAUGGUGAAGGCUGUCCUGAAGAAUUGUCGCUAGUUGGUAAGGAAAUUGCCAAAAAGUGUAAAGGAUUGCCUCUUGCUGUUGUUGCAAUAUCUGGUCUCCUCCAAAGGAUAGAAAAGAGCUCAGAAUCGUGGGGCAAAAUUGCAAAAAGCUUGAUUGCUGAAGUUAUGGAAGAUCCAAAAGCUCGGUGCAUGGAAAUCUUUGAAUUGAGUUACAAACACUUACCGGGAUAUCUAAAACCGUGCUUUCUUUAUUUGGGAGUUUUCCUUGAAGACAAGGAUAUUCCUGUUAGCAAGUUGAUACGGUUUUGGCUUGCUGAAGGUUUCAUUCAUGACUCUGAGUUGAAGAGCUUAGAAGGUAUUGCGGAGGGUUACUUGAUGGAGUUGAUUAGCAGAAGCCUGGUGGAAGUCUCCAAAAGAAGAUCCAACGGAACGGUCAAAUCAUGUCGCUUGCAUGAUCUGUUACGUGAUUUUUGUCAGUUAAAAGCCAAAGAAGAGAACUUUUUCAAGUUAAUAACCAGGUCUGAUGAGCCAUAUGCUUCUUUUCCCAGCUCAGAUUUUGGUUUUGAAUUCGAUUUUGGCCAUUAUUCUGAUCGCGUAACAUAUGAAUCCUAUCGGUUGUGCAUAUUUUUGAAGCGAGUUCAUUUUUUUGAAUCAGUACCUUUUGGGCUGGGCACCCGUUCUAUAAUAUUCUUUCCCUCAACUGAUUCAGAGCCUAGAUGUCCUUAUGACAUCUCACUCAUUUGUCAUAACUUCAAACUUCUGCGCACGUUGGAUUUUGAAUUGAUCAACAUUGGUAUUACCUUUCCUGUUGAAAUAGGACUAUUGGUUCAUUUGAGAUAUUUGGCGGUUAGUGGGUAUAUGCAUUCUAUUCCACAAUCCAUAGCCAAUCUCCGAAAAUUGGAAACUUUUGUGGUGAAGGGGUUACGUGGUCAAGUUGUCUUACCAGACAAUAUGUGGAGCAUGGCAAGGUUGAGGCAUCUCCAUGUGAACAUGCAUGUUGUUUUCAAGUUGGGUGAUAAAGAGUUUGGCGGCUGCUGUGAGUUGGGAAAUUUGGUUAGCUUUUCACGUCUCUCUCUUUCUUGUGGUGAAGAUACAAAGAACAUAGUGAAGAGGUUGCCAAAUCUUUGUAAACUGAAAUGCAUAUUUGGCAGGUCGUCAGCCUGCGCAAUAAUAAUAAUAAAAAUGGAACCUAGCUACCACUAA